GAGCAAAUCAUCAUUCAGACAAUGAACUACCUGUUGACCCAUUAUUAUUCAACGAAUUUAAAACAAGAAGAAAAACCUAAAUGAUGCUUGAUUAUAUAGCGUGACAGAACGUAAAACUAAAACAUUAUUCAAACAUGCAAUCUUACUUUUUUCCGUGAGGCGCUCACUUUUGUUUGAGCAGAUGCAUGCUCUACUCAGUUCUUACGUUAAGAAUAAUUUAUUUCGGUCCUUCAAUUUGUGAUCCGCUUUGUAAGAAAAAUGGAGUUUGAAGAUAUUAUAAAAGAUAUCGGGGGAUAUGGAAAAUACCAAAAUAAUAUGGUACUGCUAUUUGUGGCUCCUGUAACUGUAGUUCUUCCAAUGAUAAUGCUAUCGAGUUUGUUUAUUGUAUCUAUCCCUGAUCAUUGGUGUGAUGUGCCUAAAUUAGAAGAUUUUGCUUUUAAUACUUCAGAACAGAGAAGCUUAUUUAGCCCAGACGAUGACCCUUCAUGUCGUAUGUAUGAUUUAAAUUUUGAAAAUAUUUCAGAUUUUAAUAAUCUGGACAUUAUUAAAAAUGCAAGCACUAUUCCUUGUACCUAUGGCUGGAUAUAUGAUAAAAGUAACUAUGAAUCGACAGCAGCAACUAAGUGGAACUUAGUUUGCGAAAAUAGUCACUAUACAAGCCUUGUACUAACAUUGCAAAAUGUAGGAGGCAUAGUAGGAGCGCCUAUUACCAGUGUUUUGUCUGACAAUCGAAUGAUUUUACAGUGGAACUUAGUUUGCGAAAAUAGUCACUAUACAAGCCUUGUACUAACAUUGCAAAAUGUAGGAGGCAUAGUAGGAGCGCCUAUUACCAGUGUUUUGUCUGACAAGUAUGGCCGAAAAAUCGUAUAUUUUUCAAUAGUUCUGCUUUCAGUAGCUGUCAAUGUCAUUUGCCCAUUUAUCCAAGACUUCACUACGUUUGCCGUUCUGAGAGCGAUUCAUGGCGUCAUUUAUCCUCCGAUUUUAAUCCUUCCUUACAUAUUAGCAAUGGAAUUGAUACCUCCAGAGAAGCGUACAAGAACCAGCUAUAUAUGGAAUUUUAGUUGGGUCGUUGGCAUGUGUAUUCUGCCCGCAAUAGUGUAUGUAAGCAGAAACUGGCGUAUUUUUUGUUGGAUCAUUUCUUCUGUGGGAUCAAUGGUUUUAAUUUAUUGGAAUGUUGUUUCAGAAUCCCCGAGAUGGUUGAUAUCACAAAAAAGAUAUGAUGAAGCUAGAGACGUCAUUCUGAAAAUCGCUGAAAUAAACGGCUUUAAUCCUAAUCCAAAUUCUUUGCUGAAAAAAUUGCAGGACAUGGGUGACAAAAUUGAUCGAGAAAAAAAGGAAGAAGAACGAAGCUUUUAUGCCUUGAUAAAUCGACCUCGUUUGCGAAAACAUUUUCUUAUUCUUACAGGUAGUUGCUUUGCAAAUCACACUAUAUAUUGCAUUAUCCAUUACAAUAUAACCAAUUUAGAAGGUAAUGAGUUCUUCAAUUUUUUCCUCCUAUCAAUUGCUGAAGCACCAGGGACUUUUUUACUAUGGUUUACAAUGGAGCGCAUUGGUCGCCGAUGGAGUGCAGUUGGAAGUUACAUAAUUGGAGGAAUAGCUUGUGCACUACCAAUUACAGGUUUACCAUACAGUGACACUGUGAGUUCAGUAGCUGCUAAAUUUAUUGUGGCGGGACUAUUCAUGGUAACAGACCAACAAAUAUGUGAACUAUUUCCUACUGUUUCAAGAUCUUUUGCAAUGGGUUUAGCAAAAUCUAUAUCAAUCGGACUUUCAGUUUUUCAACCUUACGUAAUUCAACUGAAUGUGUAUGGGAAAGCUCUUCCUUUUGUGAUUAUUAGUUUAACAUGCUUUAUAAUAGGUAUAGUAGCAUCAUUUUUACCAGAAACUCUUAAUGAAAACCUUCCCCAAACCAUAGAAGAUGCUGAAGAGAUUGGAAAAGAUCAGAAGUACUUUUCAUUCCAGAGAAAAGACAAAUGUGUUCAGUAAGCUGAAAUAGGCUCUUCAUGUUAAUGUCAAAUGCGUUCUAUAUAAAUAGAUCUCAUUUUAUUGCUUCUAUGUAAAAAGUGUUUGUACUUAGAUACGGGUUUUGUACUUAGAUACGGCUUUUAGAAAAGGUUUAUAUGAAUCAAAUUUGAUUCAUUGUAAUACGAUAUAUCGCAUCAACGAGAUUCAAUCACAUUAGUGUGACACAUUCAUUGAAACAGCAAAACUUAUUCCGUAGACAAACUACAUAUUUUAUGAAACAAUAAAGUAAAUAAAAAUUUUAAAAUGAAAACCUGUGUUUUCUAUCAAAAUUCCUUUUUAAGUGACUUUUAAGACACCCUGCAUUUAUAAGCCUUUUCGUCCAAAAUGCUCGUUUGAUACGUUUAAAAAGACUUAUACAGGGUAGGUAUUUUUUUCAGAUUAUGAAGAAAGCUUUGAAAAAAGUAAAUAUUUCAGCUUCAGAAUCGUCUGAUUGGCAGUAUUCGUCAUAAAAAAGUUAAUCAAGCGAAAAUGAUGAGUUUACAAGAUGAAUGCGAGUUCGAUUAAUGCUCAAAUCGAUAAAUUUCAUAUAACUGUAAUAAUUUUAUGGCGUUUGGAUGCUUAAAGCGUCACAUAUCACCUGUUAGUCUGCCUUAGCUGUAUAUAGUAUUUAUUUUAUUUAAACUGUAAUUUCCUUAUGCUGCACGUUUGGGAACUCUAAUAGGCUCAAUCUUAGGUAAUAAAUAACUUCGGAGGUAAAUUGCUUGUGUAAAAUGCUGUAAAUAAAUGUAGAUGUUUGGCUACAUUCUGAUGCAAUUUAUCACUGAACAUUUUUAUUGAGAAUAGAUGCGUGAGUCAAUUGAUAACGUAACUAUUCUUUAGUUUGAAUAACCCCUUACAUAUAUAUGAUAAAAAAAUCAUUGAUUUCGAAUUACUUUUGUUUCCACUGAUAUUAAAUACAAUAAAAAAAGGGGAAGACAAUUUUCUACUUAAUAUAUUAUUGCAAUUAUAGAUGUGAUAUAUCUUAUUUAUUGCGUGUGACAGAAUAUUUAAUUUACAUUAAAUUUUUAAAAAAAUAUUUUUUUUUUUUUUUUUAUUUGUCAUUUUUUAAUUAAGAAUAUUUUUAAAGAAAAUUACCAGAUUACUUAAUUUACAUUAAAUUAAAGCAUAACUUUAAUCCGAUUUGAAAUGAAUUUUAGAAUGUGUCAUCAAUUUCAAGAUUUCAUGAACAUUUCGAUUUUUAAAACAAAAUAGGAGAGGUUUUGCUUUAUUUUCUCUUAAGUUUUAUAUUUAUGUACCUUACUUUAUUAAUGUAUCGUUCAUGAUAUUUGGAUUUGUAUGAAACUUAUAUUAUUUUCUAUAUUUUUAAUAAACUGAAAAAUAAUUUUUUGA
Molecule: messenger RNA, 3354 nt
Organism: Parasteatoda tepidariorum (common house spider)
Lineage: Eukaryota; Metazoa; Arthropoda; Arachnida; Araneae; Theridiidae
Source: RefSeq, a predicted model, not a curated record